UCAUGCUACAGUCAUCAUGAUGGCUGCUGCCUUGAGAGGGAGCCUUGUAACAUUGGCCAAGUGCCUGACUGGUACUGGCCCGCGGUGGCAGCAGCUGGCUUCCCGGCCCCUCAGUAUGACGGCCUGUCUGGGUGGGCCUGAGGUGCCGCCAGCCCGCGCCGACGCCACCUUCAAGGUCACUAUGGUGCCUGGGGACGGAGUGGGACCUGAGCUGAUGACUGCUGUGAAGGAGGUUUUCAAGGCGGCUGACGUCCCAGUGGAGUUUGAGGAGUUUCACCUGAGUGAGGUGCAGCACAUGGACAGCGACGAGAAGCUGGAGCAGGUGUUGGCCUCCAUGAAGACCAACAGGGUGGCCAUGAAAGGAAAGAUUAACACCCCCAUGGAGUUCAAAGGGGAGCUGGCCGGCUUUGAGAUGAAAAUCAGGCGUAGGCUGGACCUGUUUGCCAACGUGGUCCACGUGAACAGUCUGCCUGGCUACAGCACCCGCCACAACAACCUGGACCUGGUCAUUAUCCGAGAGCAGACCGAGGGAGAGUACAGCUCUCUGGAGCACGAGAGUGUGCCUGGAGUGAUCGAAUGUCUGAAGAUCAUCACCAGGGAGAAGUCUCGGCGCAUCGCCAAGUUUGCCUUCGACUACGCCACCAAGAAGGGUCGCAGCAAGGUCACGGCGGUCCACAAGGCCAACAUCAUGAAGCUUGCAGAUGGCCUGUUCCUACAGUGCUGCGCCGAGGUGGCAGAGCUGUAUCCCAAGAUCAAAUACGAGAACAUUAUCAUAGACAACUGUUGCAUGCAGCUGGUCCAGAACCCAUACCAGUUUGACGUGCUGGUGAUGCCCAACCUCUAUGGCAACAUCAUUGACAACCUGGCAGCUGGGCUGGUUGGUGGGGCAGGAGUGGUGCCAGGAGAGAGCUAUAGUGCAGAGUACGCCGUGUUUGAGACCGGAGCGCGGCACCCCUUUGCCCAGGCUGUGGGUAGGAACAUCGCCAACCCCACGGCCAUGCUGCUCAGCGCUGCCAACAUGCUCCAUCACCUCAACCUGGAAUACCACUCCAACAUGGUGGCAGACGCUGUCAGGAGGGUCAUCAAACAGGGCAAGGUGCGGACGCGAGACCUGGGCGGUUACAGCACGACCGGGGACUUUGUGCAAGCCGUUGUGGGGAACCUCCGCCACCGACCCACGUACUAAAGAAGACCCUGCCCUUUACCCUAAACUGGACGGCCAACCAAAUAUAAUCUGGAUAUAUUGAACCCCAUAGUGCCAUAUAUCCCCUAAUAACUUUGCCACAGCUAUUUUGCUCACUGUCCCACUAAACUAACACUCCUUACCUCCUUACGUCACUCUAGGCAGCUCUCGUUCCUCCUCACAACACGCUCUGCGUAUCCUCUAUAAAGUUUUCUGUUUCCUGUUCAAAUUUGAAUACCCUCGAUUCAGCCAAAGCAAUUAAUUCUCUCUGCAUUUAAUCUUAUUUUUUUAUUAUUGGUUUUUACCAAAUCGUCCAUUUAUGCUGCUGUGGCCUUCUCUAUUUUGUCCCAGUCUUUUCCUUGCUGAACCCUUUCUCCAACUCCAUGUCAACCGGUUCUUUUGUACUACCUCUGCUGUUUGCUGCACUCUUCUCUCAGCUAGACUUUUCUCUACUACCUCUCUAUAGUGUUCUCUGUAUCUGUCGGCUACCACCUCCUUCACUUUACUCUCCAACUCUGCCUUCUCUCUACACUGUUUCCUUGUUUGUGCUGUGGACAUGCAUAUGAUUUUAUAUGAAAUUGAUCACCGCUAGUCUAGCCUUGCAGUCUGCACUGGUUGCGCUGCAGUUUGUUCAGCAGUAUUGGUCAAGCUGGUUUUGUGCCACGAGGGCAAUUUACCAACGCCAAAGCAAGUGAAAUCUUUAUCACUGCAUAAGUGGACUUUCAGGUCUUCAAUUUCACAGCAAUGAGUUGUGGCAGGCCUUGUUCAUAACUCUGACUAUGUGCAGCGUGUCCAUAGACAAAGGAUACCUUGGUACCAACUGUACUCCUUAACUGGCCUUUUGCAAUAACAGCCUUACAGUCACCUCAAGAAAACCUGUUAUUGUUAAAAAAAAACACAUCUAGACUGGUUUCCACUGAGUCAUCAUAAACGUGAAAGUGUUUCUCACUAACGCAUAUCACCGCCACUGUCUUAAAAUCAGCAGGAUACGGAGGUCAUUCCUGAGAAGGGAGAAAAUGUUCACCAUUUAAAAUCAAUGUUUUCAUAUUGUUGUGUUAGCAGGGAUGCUAACAAGCCGAACUGUGAAAUUGGCUAAAUUAAUUUAACCUUUCUCACUCAUACUCUAGUCAUAAUCACUAGUUACUAAAAGAGAAUGAAUGUCUUAAUAUUCUGUCUGCUGUGUAUGCUGUAAAAUGCACACAGUGUAUCGUAAAGGUCACUAUCUUGGGAGCCAUUUGCUGGAGUUGGAGUUCCAUUGUGUGUCUAUUCAAAGCUAAGCUUUUUCAACAUUACAUUUGACAAACGAACAAGCCAGUGUAACCCGAGCCUAUGACCUGCUUUGCCUGAGUUCACAAGGGAAACCAUUUGAUCAUGUCAGACCAUUGACUUUUCUGUUUUUGUACUGUAUAUGCCAAAUGUCAGUUCCAUGAUAUAUUGGUUAUGAUGAUGAUAUCAGAGUGGUGGCAUGCUACUGGCGACUUAGACUGGCAUGUGUCAGCCAGUCAUUGGGACUUCAAAUAUAUUGGCUUUUGGUAAGAUACUUUUGGUCAUGUAGUGUAUGUGGACACCUGCUCGUCGAACAUCUCAUUCCAAAAUCAUGGGCAUUAAUAUG
Molecule: messenger RNA, 2795 nt
Organism: Coregonus clupeaformis (lake whitefish)
Lineage: Eukaryota; Metazoa; Chordata; Actinopteri; Salmoniformes; Salmonidae
Product: isocitrate dehydrogenase [NAD] subunit beta, mitochondrial
Exons: 11
Coding region: 17-1186 (389 amino acids)
Biological process (GO): tricarboxylic acid cycle; isocitrate metabolic process
Cellular component (GO): mitochondrion
Molecular function (GO): magnesium ion binding; oxidoreductase activity, acting on the CH-OH group of donors, NAD or NADP as acceptor; NAD binding
Source: RefSeq, a predicted model, not a curated record